AUGCAAGAAGAUAUAAUGAAGCUUGAAAAUCUCUAUGAGCAGUUAAGUAACCUGAACAGCCGUCUAAAUAAUAUGAUUGCUUCUGGGCCUCUGGCAAGUGCAAGUGUUAUAUGGACUUCGGUCGUUGCAAGACCCAAUAUGGCUGAAGCAUUGAUUGGAGGAUCGAUUGUCUCUGCUGUCAUUAUUCUUUUGAUAAAUAAGCUAGCAGCUCCUGAGAUUAUCAUCGGCUCCUACAAACGUCGAAAACUUGAUGAUGAUUCUAAAUUUACUGAAAAAAGACAAAUCACAACUUGA
Molecule: messenger RNA, 294 nt
Organism: Dovyalis caffra
Lineage: Eukaryota; Viridiplantae; Streptophyta; Magnoliopsida; Malpighiales; Salicaceae
Source: the annotation of a GenBank genome assembly